Molecule: messenger RNA, 1623 nt
Organism: Fusarium mangiferae
Lineage: Eukaryota; Fungi; Ascomycota; Sordariomycetes; Hypocreales; Nectriaceae
Exons: 6
Coding region: 1-1623 (540 amino acids)
Biological process (GO): molybdopterin cofactor metabolic process
Molecular function (GO): molybdenum cofactor sulfurtransferase activity
Source: RefSeq, a predicted model, not a curated record
AUGGCCCCCUCAGUCAUGGCAGACACAAAUACAGCGCUCAAACAUCGUUCAGAGCGAGAUAUACGUUCUCCAGACAUGGAAUAUAACUCGUCGGUCGAGGAUUUCCGAGAAUACGAGUAUCCCAACAUGGCACAAGGGGCUUAUCUUGAUCAUGGAGGAGCUACCAUAUAUGCGCGAUCCCUUAUAACCGGCUUCUCCCAAGCAAUGAUUGGAAACCUCUGGGGCAAUCCGCACUCAGAGAAUCUCCCGGCAAAGUUGUCGGGUGAUAUGGUUGAUAAUAUCCGGGCAAAAGCUCUUGAUUUCGUUGGCGCUGAUCCAAAGUAUUUCGACCUGGUCUUCGUCGCCAAUGCUACGGCUGCUAUCAAGCUCGUUGCUGACGCGUUUCGGGACAUCGGAGAGAAGACCCCUACCAAGGGCUUUUGGUAUGGAUGUCACAAGGAAUCCCACACGAGCAUCAUCGGGGUUCGCGCACUUACGUCAGGAGACUAUCAUUGUUUCGAAGAUGAUGAGAGUGUUGAAGAAUGGAUCUCGCGGCCUUUCAGCUGCCAGUCCCGAAGAGGAAAAUCGACCAGUCUGGGCUUAUUCGCAUAUCCAGGCCAGUCCAAUCUUAGUGGACGCCGGUUACCACAGGACUGGUCGAAGAGAAUACGGCAACACCCUCAGCUUCGAAAUGUCUAUACCCUUUUCGAUGCUGCGGCUCUCGCUAUGACUAGCUCCCUCAGCUGCCUGUUCCACGAUCCGAUGGAUGCACCCGACUUCACUUGCCUUUCGUUUUACAAGAUAUUUGGCUUUCCUGAUUUGGGAGCAUUGGUUGUUAGGCGGGCAUCUGGACAUAUACUGAACCUGAGGAGAUACUUUGGCGGGGGAACAAUUGCUCAGUUAUCCCCCUCAAAAGACUCCCGGGUCAUGAAGAAAGUUCCCGGGCUGGGGGAUCUGCACAAAAUAUGGGAUAUACAUGAAGGUGUCGAGGAUGGCACACUGCCAUUUCACAGUAUCUUGGCGCUUGGAGUCGCCAUUGAUACACACCUAAGGCUUUAUGGCUCAAUGGAUACGAUAUCUCGUCAUUGCUGUUAUCUCGCUCGCCACUUGUAUGAACGUCUCGUGGACCUGAAGCACCGAAACGGAUCUCCAUUGAUCGAGCUAUAUGUUGAUAGCCCAUACAUGUAUGGCGAUCCUUCACUACAAGGGCCAACUUUUGCCUUCAACAUUAUGAAAGAAGAUGGUUCAUAUAUCCCCUGGACGGAGGUAGAGAGGCUUGCCAAUAGCGCUGGAGUAUACAUACGAGCUGGAGGCGUUUGCUGCCCUGGCGGUGUCGCCAAAGCUCUGGACUAUGAGGACUGGGAAUGGGACAGGAUCUUCUCAAGCGGACACGCCUGUGGUUCAAGUGAGAUGGCAGUCAUACAUAAUAAGCCAACGGGAAUCGUUCGCGCGAGUCUCGGCCCCAUGACGACGAAGCGAGAUAUACAGGCCUUUACAUCAUUUCUCUCCAACGAGUUCAGGACAAAAAGCGCACCAAUACCACGAUUGCUCGGAACAGCAAAGGAUUUACCGGUACGGGAGAAGUUCCCCUACCUCACAUCCGAAAAGGAGUUUAGUGAGCGCGACCUUGUUUAUGAGCAUUGA